Messenger RNA from Etheostoma cragini (Arkansas darter), 2992 nucleotides. It is a transcript of the gene entpd3, whose product is annotated as ectonucleoside triphosphate diphosphohydrolase 3. The coding region runs from base 224 to 1726 and encodes 500 amino acids. The record is from RefSeq and is a predicted model, not a curated record. Gene Ontology annotation, molecular function: UDP phosphatase activity; GDP phosphatase activity. Gene Ontology annotation, cellular component: plasma membrane. Gene Ontology annotation, biological process: nucleoside diphosphate catabolic process. NCBI's taxonomy places the organism in Eukaryota, Metazoa, Chordata, Actinopteri, Perciformes, Percidae. The transcript is spliced from 10 exons.
UUGUGUUUUGUUGGGGUACAACAGCUCCUGCUCUUGUGAGCCAAUCCCCCUCUCUCUCUCUCCCCCUCUCACAGCACAAACACACUCUCUCUUUUUUUUUCUCUCUCUCUCUCUCUCUCUCUCUUUGCUGCUCCCCUGUUUCCUGCUGUGUUUCUUCAUCCUGUCCUCAGAGCCAUCUCAAUCCCACUCCCAACUAGGAUCUACAAACCAGCUCUUCAAGGAAAUGGCUUCCAAACAGAAGACGUGCUACAAGUGUUGCAUAGCUGGAGUACUGCUUCUCUUCUUGGCUAGUAUUGCUGCCCUUGUUGCUGUUGCCGUCAUCCAGGACACUUGGAGGUCCAAAGAGUACAGCUUGGAGUAUGGCAUAGUGAUAGACUCAGGCUCAUCACGUUCCAAUGUGUACCUGUACGAGUGGCCAGGGGAGAAGCACAAUAAAACCGGAGUGGUGACUGAGAAAAUGAACUGUAAAGUCGCUGGUAAUGGCAUCUCAGAGAUGAAAGUUGACCCAGAGAAAGACGCCAAAUCAUGGAAGGGAUUCAAAGAAUGCAUGGACAACAUCACCAAAGCUAUUCCUGCUAAAAAACAUAAAACCACACCUCUGUUUCUGGGAGCUACUGCUGGAAUGAGACUACUACAUGAGAAGGAUGAACAGAGGAGCAAUGAAAUCCUGGAAAGUCUCACAGAAUACCUGAGAUCUUUGCCUUUCAACUUCCAUAAUGCUACCAUCAUUACUGGUCAAGAAGAAGGGCUGUAUGGGUGGGUCACUGUCAACUACCUCAUGGACAACUUUCUCGAGAAAAACCUUUGGAAUACCUAUGUACGCCCAGAAGGGAAAAAUACCGUAGGGUCCAUGGACCUCGGUGGGGCGUCAACACAGAUCGCCUUUGCUGUCCAGGAUGAUCUCAGCGGGCCUGACUACCUGCAUGUCAAACUGUAUGGUUACCCUUACAAUGUUUACACACAUAGUUUCCUCUGCUAUGGCAAAAACGAGGCUGAAAAAAGGGUUCUGGACAAAGUAGUUCAGGAAUCAUCUGACCCCACCUACAUAAAGAACCCCUGUUACCCUAAAGGAUUCAACACCACCUUCAAGGCCUCUUUCAUUUAUGACACAGAGUGCACAAAAAAGCCUAACGGCUACAAUCCAAAUCAAGAACUCUUCUUGGUGGGAACAGGCAACCCAGAAAAGUGUGGCAGCAUAGUAAAAUCCAUAUUUGUUUUCAAGACUUGUAACUCAUCCCAGUGUUCCCUCAACGGGGUCGAGCAGCCGCCCGUCACUGGAGAUUUUCUGGCAUAUGCAGGGUUCUUCUUUACUUCUAAGGCCCUUGGGAUGAAUGGAACAACAGAUCUUGAUCAAUUCAACGCCUCAAUUACGAAAUACUGCAACACAAAUUGGACACAACUAAAGGCAGAAAAGGCAGGAAUAGAUCCCAAAUUUCUCAAGACUUACUGUUUUGCAUCUCACUAUGUCUUCACUUUGCUGGUGGAUGGAUAUAAGUUUGACAAAGAAACAUGGAAAAACAUUGACUUCAAAAGAGAGGUAAAGAAAACCAGCAUAGGUUGGAGUUUGGGCUACAUGCUGAGUAUGUCCAACAUGAUCCCGUCUGAGGUAAAAUAUACCACCCCCAUGACGGACCCCGUCUUUGCCGGCCUUGUCUUUCUAUUUUCAGCACUUACUAUCAUAACUGUUGUCUUUUUUUUCAUCGUCCUCAUUCGCACCUGCUACUGAGAGUGUACAUUACAAGCCGGUCUGCCGGCGCCUGCUGUUAUUCUGUAAGGAGAGGGAGAGCGCUGCAGCAGCAUGUGCCAAGGAUCUACUACAGUAAAAGUUACUGAACUACUGAAAGUUACUAACAAAUGCCUUUUAUUUAAAUGAUGAGUUUUUAUGAAAGUAAGAGCCUCAAAAUGAAAACCUCAUCUUGUGCCUCAGGGAAACUCAUGUAGAUUUGAAUAAUGGGAUCACUUCAGUUUUACUAUUCCAAGCUCCACUAAAGGAAAAUAGUGCUAUUUUACAGACAAAAACAGGUGAUAUAGCCUGAUGAUGAAAGAGCACCCAGAAAUGUCCAUGUGCUUGUUCUUGUUGCACAUUGUGUAAUCAAUGUGCGUUGAAAGCUUGAAAGAUAGAAGUACACACAAAAAGACUCCACAUUUAUGGAAUAAAAACCACCUUAAUAAACAAUGCAUUGAAUGUGCUAUGUGCCAUUGUUUCAUUAUGAUUUUGCCUGGGCUUUCCCUGGGAAAGCUUUCAUUCUCUAUUUUAAGAACAAAAUAUUGUUGGAUAAAUAUUCAAUAUAUAUUCAGUGGAGUAGUCUGAGAAAACUACACCAAAGAAUAAAAAAGUAUCAACACUGACAAUCCACACAUUUCCAGUUUUCAGUGUCAUCUCUACUCAGUGUUGCUGUGAAAGACUUCUGAAUGAGAGAAAGACUUCAAUCAGCAGAGACUAGUUUACAAAUAUAAAGCAUUGAUGCAACAAGGUUAUUUGAGUUUUUUGACUCAAUUUAGUCAGUUUUGUAGAUGAAUGCCAAUCAGUCAGCAACAGACCCCUGAGAGUGGUAGCAACGCUAAGCAUGGCUGAGAGGGAGCAAUGGAUCUGACUGACUGUCUUGAAAACACACUUGAUAAGUACAUCCAAUACAUUUCAUUGGUUGGUGAGCAGCAAGUAAGCAAAUAAGAAUGCUUCCUAUUGUAUGGUCCUUGUUACAGUAUUGGUAAAUGAGUUUCUUUUCUCACAAUUAAGGCAUUACAAAACAAUUAAUUCUCUAUUUCUUUGCAACAUCAUUUCUGAAUGAAAACAGCAUGAAUUCAAAUGUGUGUCUUUUGACAUUCUGUAUACAUGGUUCUCUACUUGGGUAGCUUGUUGUCUUUGCACUUAAGAGAAUUAUGCAUGAUGUGUAUGUAAUGCACUGACUACUAUAUUGGUCCUGUUUUGCUAAUUCUCUAUUCAGUAUAUAAUAAACCUACUAACUGUACCUUUCAUGGCUGUUGUGUGAGA